This is a messenger RNA of Cooperia oncophora, 477 nucleotides long. NCBI's taxonomy places the organism in Eukaryota, Metazoa, Nematoda, Chromadorea, Rhabditida, Trichostrongylidae. The record is from the annotation of a GenBank genome assembly.
AUGCUGAUGCCUUAUCUGAAUGCUCUCUCCAGUUUCCGAGAGAAAGUUAGGAAUAUCGCCAAGGAAAAUAAAGUGACCGCCAUUCUGGAGGAAUGUGACCGGUUACGAGACGAUGUUCUCCCUGAACUGGGUGUCCGACUGGAGGAUCGAGCACAGGAAACAGUGGUGAAGCUAUGUGACCGUGACAUUCUACUUCGUGAACGUGAACAAAAGCGAGCAAUCGAAGCAGCAAGACGAGAAGAAAAAGAGCGGAAAGCCGCAGAGAAAGCAGAGAAAGAGGCGUCCAAACGUAUUCCUCCCCAGGAGAUGUUCUGCCGAGGCGAUGAAGCGGCGAAAUAUAGCAAGUGGGAUGAGAACGGUAUCCCCACGCACACGGCUGACGGCGAAGAGAUUUCUAAGAAACAACGGAAGAAACUGGAAAAGUUGUGGGAGACACAGCAGAAGAAUUACCAGCAGGCCAUGGCGUCUGGAAAUUAG